GUUGACAAACCGCCAACGCUGCAGCCGUGAGUGACGCUGGCGGCCAGCACGAGGACUCGCCUGCUACAGUGACUUUGGUGGAUAUUGUGCAUGGCAGUGGAGUGGAGCUAGAGAGGACAGUGUGAGGAGCGGCGCGCAGCUUUUGAGGUAGAAUGCUGCUGAUGGAGAAGAUGUUGCCUCACCUCGGCUACGUGCAACCCACAUUCCACGUGCUGAGCCAGCUAGCACGCCCCGUGCCGCUGCCCCUGGGCCAGCAGCUUCCCCCGCUGCCCCCACUCUCACCCUUCUCCAACCACAACGGCCUCAAGCUGGGCGGCAUGCCACCCAACACCCACGAGGGCGGCCCACACCCUCUUUCCUUCUCCGUGCUGGGACGCGGCAGCGGCGGCGGUUUCCUCGAUCGCACGGGGGGAGACCCGAGCGGCGGCCUGCCGCCCGGCCUGCCUUCACCCUACGACCGCGACGACGAGAAAGUUUCCUGGUUCCGGGUUCUCAAAGACUUGGACGACGCCGACGGUGACGCGGCGGCCAAGCGGCGACGGUCGAGGACCAACUUCAACUCUUGGCAGCUGGAGGAGCUGGCGAGGGAGGCUCUGGCCAUGAGGCUUGGACUAACGGAGAGAGAGUCGCCGAUCCGUGUGUGGUUCCAGAACCGCCGAGCAAAAUGGCGUAAGAAGGAACAGACGAGGAAGGGACCGGGGCGCCCCGCCCACAACGCCCACCCACAGUCCUGCUCCGGGGAGCCCAUCCCUCCUGACGAACUGGAGCGCCGGGAACGACUCCGUCGGGAGAAGAAAAUGCUGAAGCAGCUGGAGCGUCAACAACGUAAGUUGGCUCUCAAGGGCGUCCACGUGACCCUCGAGCAGCUGCGACGCGAGUACGAGAACCAGCACAAGCCGGAGCCCGAGAUCGAUGUGGUGGGUGACUGUUCUGACUCAGAGGACACGCGGGACUUCGAAGAGACAGCGGCCCCAGACUCCUCUUCUUCGCAGGAGCCUCCUACUCCUACACCCACGUCCUCCUCACCCAAGAGUCCUGCCACACCCCCACCCAAGCGUCCUCGACCCUCAACUUUCUCCAUUGCUUCUCUUCUGUCGCUGUCUGAGCCCUCAGACCCGCCGCUCAUCACACAGGAACACGUCACCGAGACCUUAGAGACCGGAGACGUGGCCGCCACCACCACCUCCUCGCCCACCUCCCACACUACCAUCUCGUCUUCAGUAGUGUCCUCCCCGCUCAUGUCUCAGGACCUCCUCACCAGCCGGGAGACGGAGGCCAUCUCACAGCUUCCCUCCCUCUCUUUUCUCCCGUCCUCCAUCAGCAUCAGCGUCCGGAGACACACGCCCCCGCCAGACGACCACUAGCUGCCACUCGGUCAUCGUCGCCCACCACGUCAGCACACCUGUCAGCAGAGGUGGCAGGGUGAGGGCUGACCUGCAGAAGAAGGAGUCCGUAAAGUCAGGUGUGACGUCCUUACUGAGGGGACCACCUGGAGGUUAACGGGUCUGACUGACUAGAGCUUUAGUAUGCUUGUGAACGUCGCUGUGUACAUAGCCGGGAAGACAACGUGUAGCUUAUUCCCAAAGCCGUGUGAUAUUAACUCUGUAAAAUAAAAUAGUAUACGUUGGUGUUCGUCCUGACGAUCCGCGACCAAUGGCGGACGGGUACAGAAGCCAGUGGAGGUACGGUACAGUAGAGUGACAGUGGACGGUACAGUACAGUAUAGUGACAGUGGACGGUACAGUACAGUAUAGUGACAGUGGACGGUACAGUAUAGUAUAGUGACAGUCUCCACCUCUCUCUAACACUUCAUACUUAGCUGCUAAGAUUCAUGCUCUUAUUUAUUCGUGUCAUAUUUCAUCGUGAUUAGAUAUAUUUAUGUCUCCUGUGUGUAUUAUUGUAUAAUGUAUACGUAGAGAACAUGUGUAAAUAUAUAAUACAGUUA
Molecule: messenger RNA, 1945 nt
Organism: Homarus americanus (American lobster)
Lineage: Eukaryota; Metazoa; Arthropoda; Malacostraca; Decapoda; Nephropidae
Product: homeobox protein unc-4 homolog
Biological process (GO): regulation of gene expression
Molecular function (GO): sequence-specific double-stranded DNA binding
Source: RefSeq, a predicted model, not a curated record